GCGGACGUGAUAUUGAAUGCAAAAUCUAUGAAAUCAAGAUAGGAUGAUAUUUUUAUGUUUGUCGUAACUCAUUCUAGUUAAAUAUUCGCAGAAAAAGAAACUUCUUUUCAAAUCAACUGUGUUUCGGCAUUUUCUUAAAUACAAUGUAUCGGGCAUGAAUUUUAACAUUAUGACUAUGACGAUUAGAUUUCAUGAAAAAUCAGUCGGUUUCAUCGUUUUGGUAUUUUUUGUGUGCUGCAAUAGUUUGACGCAUGGCCAAGCUUCCAAAGUGGGGAUAGCUUUAACACAAUUUGAAAAUGAAACACAGGGAACUGACAAUGAGGUCACCACUCCAACGAACGUUUCUGUUGAAUUGGAGGAUUCCACCACCGAGGAUACACAAACGUCUCUUGAAAGUUCAACAGUUGAAACAGAUCCAGAUGAUAAGAAUACCAAUCCAAUGAACGUUUCUGUUGAAUGGAAAAGUUCUACCACCAUGGAAUCAAAUACAUCUCGUGAUAGCACAACAGUUGAUGACGAAAUAGACACAAAUAAUGAGGUCACCACUCCAAUGAACGUAUCUGUUGAAACGGAAAAUUCUGCAGAUGGUUCACAUACUUCUCAAGAGAGCUCAACAGUUGCAAUUGAUGUGACAGAAUCGAUUUUUGAAAAAAGCACAACUAAGAGUUCCACAAUCCGCCUAUCUUCCGAAAUACAACCGACAGAUGAAGUUACCAGCACCAUGAACGUUUCCAUGGAAACGGAAUAUGCUACAACAUCUGAUUGGGAAACAUCUUAUGGAAGCCAAUCUGAAGGCACUGAGAUAGUGGGGACAACAAUAGCAGACAACAUUGAUAACAGUUCCUCUGUUUCAACGAUCUCACCAUCCACCACAACGACAGAACUCAUGAUCACUGCUAACAGCUCUAGAUGCCCUGUCGUGAUCCUGUCACCAGGGUUUGUUUCAACAGAUUUUGGCACAUCUGCACAAUUCAGAGCCAUUGUAGAGUCGUACCAUGAUCCAGCUCUGGAAUCUAGGUGGUUAAGACUGCGGUCCAGUGUAACCGAAACCAUCGACAUCAACCAUCCGAAAUACUCCGGAAGUAAAAACCUUCCCUCUCCAGAGCUACUGAUUAAUAAUGUCACAUUCGAAGAUGAGAUCAACUACCAGCUUCAAGUUCGAAUUGUUGGUGGAUGGUGCUUCGGGAAUACCGUAUCGUUGGACGUCAGAGGAAUUUUGCAGUUUUACGAUCCAUGCAAUGCUACAAAGGAGUGUGACCAACGCAAAGACUUGGUUUGUUCAUCAGUACACAAUAGCUGCAUGUGUCACAGUAACUAUUACCACCGAAAUCGAACUUGUUAUCUUAGGUCCAACUUAAGAGCGGUGUACUCUAAUUCGCAAAUAACAACUUCUAAUAUAACAGUGUGGUGGAAUCAUCCGUAUCAGGACGCAGACCUUGUGCAAUCAUACAACGUUUCACUCCGAGAGAGAUCUAACUCGUACAACUAUAAAGCGUCCGUGGAACUACAAACCAAUUACACGUUCGAGUCCUCUUUUUCCCCCAGUUUUUUGUACUUUUUCGAAAUCACUUCCAAUGUUUUGUUAAGCGACCCCGAGGAGACGUUUACCGUGAAAACUAACACUAUCAAUUUAGUUGUUGAUCCAAAUCCACCAGGGCCAAUUGACACAAAUGCCAGCAAUUUUCAUCCACAAACGCUUUAUUUAAAGUGGGCAGGAUCGGAAAACAGCUCUUAUGUAAAUAUGUAUCAAGUUAUAAUAGACAGGUACUCGAUAUUAUCAUCUUCGAUUUCAUUAACCUGGCACAGGGAUCUGGAACCAGGCAGGAAUUAUACAGUACAAAUAUAUGCAAUAUGCUGGUACAAUAACAGUUAUAGUACAUGGAGUCCGGUAUACAAUGGCGUAAUCCAAACCCUGCGCGUACCUAAAGUUACCCUCCCUCGCUCAUCAUAUACCAUACCGUUUCUAUCGAACUUUGAAAUGGUAGCAUCAGUUCUAAAUGUCUCCGAUUUUCCUCCUACGACGUCUACGAAGUGGCAAAGAUACAGUCAAUAUAUUGAUAUCAAUGACACCAGGUAUAAUGGAAGUACAGAGGAUUUAGUUUAUCCGACAUUGGUUAUCAACAGAGUGGAUUUCGACAACGACCAUAGGGCUUACUACCGUUGUGUAGCAACCAAUUCAGAUGGAUCGUGGACCAGCAGCGAUACAAGAUUGUAUUUGAUAGGGAGCCUCAAUUUUCUAGAGAUGUGUACACGGAGUGAGGAAUGUACAUCGGGAAAAUAUUUAACAUGUCGACAAAGCAAAUGUCUCUGUAAUUCAUGGUAUUACCAUAAAAACCGUACAUGUUAUUCACCGUACUUGUUGCAAGUAAACAUGCUUGAAAUCGACAACGACACGUGUGAAGGAAAUCUAAGAUGGAGUCACCCGACCGUGGACUUCGAUCUCAUCACAAAUUACAUUGUUAGAAGAUACUACAUGCACUAUUACAUGUGGUUUUAUGAAGAAAUGGUCUCCGUAGGGGUUGUCACGCAAUAUAGUACAAAAUGUACUUUGCAGCCUGGACGUCUCUACAUGUUUUCUAUUAGUCCAAUUGCAUCCCUUACUGAUCCAGAUGAAACAUUUGAAGUACUCUAUACAUCUCGUACAAUUAUCAUGGAACCACUGCCACCUGGAAAACUUGAUCGAAAGAUGAGUAAUUUUUCUGCAAAUCAUCUGUUUCUAAAAUGGAAUCCACCUAGCGGUAAUACUACACUGAAUCACUACAGAGUAGUGAUUAAUGGAUAUCAGCAACAGACGUUUGGAAGUGUCCCAGAGAGCUACUGGAAUAAAAAGCUAACUCCCGGAACAAUUUAUAAUGUAACAAUUGUUGCAGUGAGUUAUGGGGAUUUGUUUAGUGGUCCUUGGUAUGGAUCAGCAGAAAGUAAACCCGUUGUCGAUUGGAUAGAAACUGAUACAGGUAAUGAGGAGGGUUACUCUUAUUUGCCUUUUGGAGAGCGAGAUGAGGUACUUAGAGGAGAUGACGUCACAAGUGCAGUUCUGAAAUCCCCAACUACUGUAUAUGCAGGGGAUAGCUCACAAGGAGGGUUUACCUUUGUUCAGAUCGGAUCAAAUGGCGUGAUUGGUCUUGGAGAAAAGUUCAACAGCAUUACAAUACAUGAUAUUGGUACAGACACACUGAAAAGUAGACGCAUUAUUUGUCCAUUUUGGGUAGAUCUGUUGACAGUUGACUCCAUAGGCAACAUUUACUACCAGACAUAUCAAAGGGGAAUUGAUGCCGAAAACGACUUAUUUUUGAGAAAAGCAAACACAAUAGUACGCUUACAGUUUGCCGACUUUCCCGAGUUCGCGGCUUCGUGGAUUGUCAAGGUUACAUGGGAAAACAUGACCGUAUUUGGUGAUAAGAGUAAGACUGUGACAUUUCAGUGUCUUUUGAUUACGGAUGGACAAAGUACUUUCACUGUUUUUAAUUACAUUGAUGUUGAUUUAAAUCCAAUAAAAGAUAAGAAAAUAGCAAUUGGUUAUCAGUAUGGGACAAACUUUGAAAGAAACUCCUUAUCUAACAAAGACAUGGCCUUUAGAAUGAGUGAAAUUCCGGGUAACAGAGGAAUGAAAGGUUUCUGGAUAUAUAAGAUGACAACAGGCGUUCCAUUGAACAAAGACGAAAAAGAUUGUUUUGAUUGGUACAUUAAAAAUAAGGAACAAGAAACAUUCAUCAAACUAACAUCAGUAUUGAGUCAAAUUCGAUGUCCUUGUAAUCAUAUUCUGCUCCGAUUUGACCCCCGCUACGCCAUAAGUAGGUUCGACAGGAUCAAUAGAGUCUUGUGUUAUGCUUCCAUGAUUGUCGGGAGGAAUGCAGAAUGCUGUUAUAGAAUGCAUGGAUCGAUCAACAAUCUGGGUGCUUUGGAGCGAUCUUUACCAUCUGCUGGAACUCUUUUGCAAUAUAAUCCGUUUUUCGAACAACGAAAACAUUCCACUGAAGACUUUAAACCAAAAGAAGCAUGCUGCAUAAAGACCAAACACUGCAAGUGGUUUUAUGAGGUUCGCCCUAUUCCCUGGUGUUAUCUGAGGUCUCCAUUUAAUCCCGCAAUCAAUUUCGGAGAUCCGCAUAUUGUGACACUGGAUGGACUAAACUACACGUUUAAUGGGUACGGAGAGUACACCAUGUUGAACAUAUCAAAGAGACCAAUACAAUUUGACUUCCAGGCAAGGACAGACCUGGCAACAACAGCUAACGGCACGACUAUAAAUGCUACCAUAUUCAGUGCGUUUGUGGCUCAAGAUCAGACUGGAUCAAAAUUGCAGAUAGAAAUGUCUCGGGACAAGACAAGAAUGCUUGUAAGAGUCAAUGAAAGAGAUUUAACAAGAGAGUUUGAAAACACGUCCUUUGUAUAUUUGACGCAAAACCUGUCUGUUCGAUGGGAAAAUAAAACCAUAUCGGCUUCCUUCCUUCAAACAUCCAUCAUUGUUAAGGUCAGCCUGGGCGUGCGAUUUCUGAUAUCGGAGGUAGUUGUUGACAGUGAAUACGGGGGUCAUGCCAAAGGAUUGAUGGGGAAUUUCGAUGGAAACCCUACAAAUGAUUUUAUACUACCUAAUGGAACUAUUUUGAAUAAAAAUUCAACAAAGACAGAGAGGGAUGUAUACAACAACUUUGGCCAGCAAUGGCUUGUAAACGAAAAAUCUCUUUUCCACUACGACAAGGACUUAACAUACCAUAAUUAUACUCACCUUGAUUUCGAGCCGAUAUUCUUGGAUGAAAUUGAUCAAAAUAAAUUGGAAGAUGCGAAAACAAAAUGUGGCCCAAAUCCGUCACAAGCUUGCAUCUUCGAUUAUCUGGCAACGGGAGACAUUGCUCUGGCAGAGUCAUCAGGAACUGAGGAAGCAUCGGCACAGUCCGAUAAACAGAUCAUUGAGAACGAAACACCAAGCAUAGCAGGAAACACGUCAAUCAAUGUUGAAGUCGGUAAGCCUGUAUAUAUGCAAUUCAAAGCUUCUGAUGACAGCGACAAAAAACCAUUGUUUAAAGUUUUGAAACAGCCACCUGGUUUCACUUUGAAUGAAACAAUAGGAAUGGCUACAUGGAUACCAAAUAGUACCAAUGUAUCAGAAAUAAGUAUAAGUGUGAUCGACGAUAUUGGAGCCGAAUCACCAUCUCUUGAUGUCUCAAUUGUUUUAUGUGGAGGCUGCAAUGACCACGGACGCUGCGACUAUAACAACAUUAUACCCUCAGAUAACGCCCGGUGCAAUUUGGCAGCUUGUGUUUGUAAUGUAGGCUAUUCGGGUGAGAAUUGUGAACUAGAUACAGAUGCGUGCUUCAAUGAACCAUGUCCUUUACUAAGAAACUGCACGGAUCUUACGCCAGAAGAGGAAGUCCGAUUUGGCCGAGGCUUCAACUGCACUGAUUGUCCCUUGGGAUACAAGGAUAUAGAAAAUAAAUGUGAAGAUAUAAAUGAAUGUGAAAAUAACAGUGCAGUGUCUUGCAAUUCUCAGUCAGAGACCUGCGAAAAUACAGAUGGCAGUUAUCUCUGCAUUUGUCUAUCGGGCUUUAGAAAAGAAGGCAGCACAUGUAAAGAUAUUGACGAGUGUUUGGAAAAGACAUCUGGAUGCAAACAGAUAUGCAAUAAUGCACAUGGAUCAUUUAAGUGUCAGUGUUUUAAAGGGUUUUCUUUAAAUAGUGACAACACUACCUGCUUCAGGACAGAAGAAAAUACAUGUCAAGGAUUUCGCAAAACUUGCAAUUACACCUGUGAUAUGGAUAACGAUAAAUGUCUUUGUCCGAUUGGUUAUCAACUUGCUGAAAAUGAAGAAGACUGUAUCGAUAUCAACGAGUGUGAUGCCAAACCGUGUCAACAAAACUGUACAAAUACCGAUGGUUCAUUCCAGUGUACUUGUAGUGCUGGAUACCAACUAAAUAAAGAUAAAAUUUCAUGCUCAGAAUGUGAAGAACCAUAUUUCGGAGAGGAUUGUAGAAAAAUAUGCACCUGUGGACAAGGUAUGGACAGGUGUGACCCAGUGGCUGGUUGUGUCUGUAAAUCUGGCUGGACAGGGAUGAAUUGUACGAAUGAUAUCGAUGAAUGUGACAAUAAGACGAUAUGUGGAAAUGAAAAAGUCUGCCAAAACAUAGAAGGGUCUUACCAGUGCAUUUGUGUAGACGGAUUCAGAAUGGAUGGUGAUAUUUGCAAGGAUAUAAACGAAUGUGAUGAUGUAAGCUUAAACGAGUGCCCGGAUGAUACUAAGUGUCAAAACCUGCACGGAAAUUAUACUUGCAACUGCAAGUUAGGAUUUCAGAGACAUGGUUCUAUUUGUAAAGAUAUUGAUGAAUGUAAUGAUGCAACUGCAGAUUGUGAUCACAUUUGCAUUAAUACCGAUGGAGGAUAUAACUGUGACUGUGAAAUUGGAUAUGCAUUGCAUGACAAAGACAGAAGAACCUGUCAAAAGGUGGACAAUAUAUGUGAUAUUUUCCCGGAGCUGAACUGCAGCUAUGGGUGUCUGUUUGAAAGGAAUGGAAAUUCACAUGAAGGAUAUUGUUUCUGUGCAUCUGGUUACAGACUUGAUAUAGACAAUAGUACUUGUAAAGAUAUCGAUGAGUGCAAAGAAUCGAACAAAUGUCAACAGAAUUGCACAAACAUAGAUGGCUCGUUUCAAUGUGCAUGUGCUACAGGAUACGCUUUAGAAAAUGAUGGGAUUUCGUGUAAAGUGUGUGUGUCAGGCUUAUACGGAGAAAACUGUCAAAAACAAUGCAAAUGUGGCCAAGGCUCGGAAAGGUGUGACCAUAAAAGUGGAUGUGUAUGUAAAUCUGGUUGGGCAGGAACAUUUUGUGAUACAGACAUCAAUGAAUGCAAUAACACUGAAAAUCCAUGUAACAACACAUUCCAAGAAUGCAAAAAUAGUGUUGGUUCCUAUCAAUGUCAGUGCAAAGAAGGGUUUAACCAAACAGAAAAUGACAGUUGCAUAGAUAUAGAUGAAUGUGAAGAAGAUUCCAUUUGUGGUCACAACUGCAGCAAUACUUUUGGUAGUUACCAAUGUAGUUGUCUAGACGGUUACACGUUGGUAAACAACAAAAGCUGUGAAGACAUCGAUGAAUGCAAUGCAACAGGUAUAGUUGACGGAUGUCAGGACUGUAAGAACACCCCAGGAAGCUUUCAUUGCUCGUGCUUCGACGGUUAUGUUUUGAACAGCACAACAUUGUUUCACUGUCAUAAUAUCAAUGAAUGCCGUGAAGAGACAGCUAAUUGCUCAAAAAAUGCGACUUGUAAUGAUACAGAUGGUGCUUACAUAUGUACAUGUAACAAAGGCUUUAAUGGAGACGGGAAAAUAUGCACAAGAUGUGAGCAGUUUUCAUUUGGGAAUAAUUGCUCAAGCAGUUGCACUUGUGUUCCUUACAAUACCCUGGAUUGUCACCAUGUGACUGGAGACUGUCAAUGUGAGGAAGGAUGGAAAGGAAACAUUUGUUCAGAAGAUGUAGAUGAGUGUACGAGUGGAUCGGUUUCUUGUAAUGAAACUAUUCAUCAAGUCUGCGUGAAUACUAAUGGGUCAGCUCAUUGCGAAUGUCAGUAUGGAGGACUCGAUCUAAAUGAUUGCGUUGCGCCGAACCCACCUCAAAAUACAAGUAAUGGCGAAUACAAAGUAAAAAUUGAGAUACAUUUUUAUUUUGACUAUGACAGAGAAGAGGUUCUUAAUAGAAGCAAGGAAUGGAGAAACGAAAUUCAAUCGAAACUGGAAAUAUUUUACGAGAAACAUAUCAAAGAUAUCACACGUGUAGUGGUUUUGUCGUUGAGAUUUGGAAGCAUUAUCGUCGAUCAUGAGAUAUUUGCUAAUGGCUCACAAGAAAGUCUGAAACUUAAUGUAACAAACAGCAUGAUUAAAAUACUGCAACAAAGGGAAAACAUAACACUAUUCAACCAUUCAACGACAGUCAAAAACGUUGGUGUUUAUGAAAACGGUAACAAAACAAAUCUUAAUAGUUCCACUAAUCCUUGUGAUGUAUAUUCUGGCAUGUGUAACGAGGAUGAAAAGUGUGAUGAUUCAUCAGGAGAUGCUGUUUGUAUGACCAUAAAAUUGGAAACAACAGAUUGGUCGACAUUGCUAAUAAUUCUCGGAGUCACAAUUCCGCUCGCGAUGACAACUGGUGCUCUUGCAAUCAUCUAUGUAUGCCAUAAAAGAAAGUCUGCCCAGAAAAAAGACAACGCAAUUAUACGGGAUAAUGACUACUCAUAUCUAAGUCACAAUAAGGACAGUGUUCAAGAUCAGUAUUGUACGAUUGAUCAAUAUGGAGAUAUUUAUCGCAAGAAUCCACCAAGAGGUUACGACAAUUCAGAUUACUGGAACUCUAUUAACGAUCUUUUAAAUCGCCAAGAACAGUUUCGAAUCAAAAGACCAACCACUAGAAUCAACUAAUGAAGAAACUUUUAUGUAGAUAUAUUGUAUCUGUGAUCCUAGCUGCAUAUUAAUUAUCGUUUUAUAUAUUUGUUUAUGUAAUAUGAACUGAUUUUUAAAAGGUAUUUAUUAUGCAUAUCCAUAUUUUACAAAUAUACCCAGAAACAUUUAAAUUGUACUAAGUAUAUGCUUGUAUGAAUUAUAUUGAAAGGAUAAGUUUUAACUUAUCUAUGACUGACAACAAUGCAGAUGCGUUGAUCUUUUUUUAUUUCAUUGAUGACAUUUGCUUAAAUUAGGACAUAAAUAUGAAUAAACAUACUAGUUAUAUACGACAGCUUUUCGAUAUUGCGUAAUUGCGCUUAAAUGUAUUAUAGUUUUUAUUUUUAUUUUAUUUUUAUUGCGAAAAAAUGACAAAGUAUUGGGCACACUCUGUGAAAUGAACAUUUAGAUACAAUGCAUCGAUUAUUUUGCAUAGUGUCGUAUCUUAACACGUAGAAAGCCAACAAGUGGGGUUCAAUCAAGAAAGAAACAACAAACAUUUACUUGGUCAACAGACAAUGAUGUUUACUUAAGCGAUGGUGCCUCUUAAAAACGGCAAAUAAUAUUAAACAAUUAUGUGUAAAUAAAGAAAUAAUUAUAUAUACACUA
This is a messenger RNA of Magallana angulata, 9019 nucleotides long. RefSeq lists its product as uncharacterized. The transcript is spliced from 46 exons. Gene Ontology annotation, molecular function: protein binding; calcium ion binding. The coding region runs from base 155 to 8392 and encodes 2745 amino acids. Lineage: Eukaryota; Metazoa; Mollusca; Bivalvia; Ostreida; Ostreidae. Gene Ontology annotation, biological process: cell-matrix adhesion. The record is from RefSeq and is a predicted model, not a curated record.